GGAAGCUCGUUCCAGAAGCCAAACGCACCCAGUCCCACUCUCUCUCUCGUUUUCAUUCACUCACCCUCACUGCCCCUCUCUCUUUCUCUCUCUCUCUGCAAGACACACACACACACACUCUCUCUCUGCGCAACAAUCUCGAAGAAUUCCAUCAUCAAUCUCAUUCUUACAGAUUCUCACCAUCUUCUUCUAACUUUCCUCUCGGAAUCGACGCGAUUUGCUCUCGAUUCCGGGAAAAUUUUCACGGAUUGCCAUCAAGAUUUGAAUACAAAACACUCUUCACAUUCUGUGGAUUCGGUUAGAUCUUGGACUGAAAUUCGGUGACGAUGAUCAACUUCGCCUGAACUUGACGCGACAGAAAUUAUUGUGUUGUUGUAGGGAGAGAAAGCAGAGAGGAGAGAGAAGGUGAAUUCAUAAACUAGAUAGAAAAUCUGGAUAGAGAAAAGUGAUUACAAACUAGAAGGCAAAAGUAACACUUUUUGUUUUAGUAGAAUCAUUUGCUUGAAGAAUUGAAGUUUUUUCAGAGUAAAUAGGUUUGGUAUGAUUUUUUUGCUUAAGAAUUUCAGUUCUUUGAGCAAAUUUUGGAGACUAGUACGACCUUUUGGGGAAGUUGAACCCUAACUUUAUGGUAAUUGUGGCUAUGGUUCGAAAUAGUUGACUUGAGAGUGAAACCAAAUGAAGCGAAAGGUUAGUCCGAGGAAAUUUCAUCCCAAAUGGAAGAGAAGAGUAUUUGUACUGCUUUUAUUGGGUUUUUGCUUUGCGAGUUUAGUGUUACUGGAGGCACAGUACUGUCGAAUCAAAGUGUUUGCUCUUUUGUCUCCUCCGUCUGUUCGGAAGCCUAAAAUUGCGUUUCUGUUUAUAGCUCGGAAUCGGCUUCCUUUGGUCAUGGUUUGGGAUGCUUUCUUUCAGGGAGAUAAAGAGAAUAAAUUUUCAAUUUUUGUUCACUCUAGGCCUGGGUUCUUGUUCAACAAGGCAACAACAAGAUCAGCCUAUUUCUUAAAUCGUCAAGUUAAUGACAGCAUACAGGUAGAUUGGGGAGAGGCAAGCAUGAUCCUGGCAGAGCGUAUUUUGCUGAAGCAUGCACUCUUGGAUCCUUUUAAUAAACGAUUUCUUUUUCUUUCAGAUAGCUGCAUACCCUUAUACAACUUCAGCUAUACAUAUGACUAUAUAAUGUCAACACCAACUAGUUUUGUGGACAGUUUUGCUGAUACGAAAGAGGGCCGCUACAAUCCGAAAAUGCAUCCUGUGAUUCCUGUUCGUAAUUGGAGGAAAGGAUCUCAGUGGGUUGUUCUUACCAGAAAACAUGCUGAGAUUAUAGUGAAAGAUGAUACGAUCUUUCCCUUGUUUCAAAGGCAUUGCAAGAGGAAAUCACUACCUGAAUUUUGGCGAGAUCAUCCCCUGCCUUAUGAUGCAUCCAAGGAGCAUAAUUGUAUACCAGAUGAACAUUAUGUUCAGACACUACUGGCUCAAGAAGGACUUGAAGGGGAGAUCACACGGAGGACAUUGACUCAUACAUCAUGGGAUCUUUCAUCCUCCAAGGACCGUGAACGACGGGGAUGGCAUCCUGUGACAUACAAGUUAGCAGAUGCCACUACCACACUGAUCCAAUCUAUUAAGGAUAUAGACAAUAUCUAUUAUGAGACUGAGUACCGUAGAGAAUGGUGCACCAGCAAGGGAAAACCCUCCUCAUGCUUCCUUUUUGCAAGAAAAUUCACUAGGCCAGCUGCUCUCCGGCUUCUUAAUAUGUCUGCAUUGGGAGCUUUUCAAUGAAGCAGACGUAAAGGAAAAUUUCUGUUGUGAAAUUAACAUCUCAUCUUAGAAGAAGGAUAAGCAUUAACAUGCAUGGAAAAGUUCGUAUCAUUUGUGAUUUUUUGAAAAAAAUACAGGGAAAGGGCGCUGGAAAAUGCCAAGGAGAGAAGAAACUGCAGGUCAUUUAAAAUGUAUAGUCUAUUAUUUUUAUGCGACUAUAUUACAAAGAGGGUCAUGACAAGAUAAAGUUUAUAGAAAAGUGCACGAAAAAAUCAAUACGGCUCAGAUUUAUUCUUCGUAUGGCGGGGAUCACAACCAUAAUAAAAUUAACACACAGAUUUUUUUGUGUGCACAUAACAUUACUGUUUUAGCUCUCGUCUGAAUUUACUUUGCAGCUUUGCAUCACUUGAACUAUCAUGUAUAUGUGUAAUAAAAGUAAUGAAAGUUUUGGUAUAAUUGCAUGGAUUGCAUAUACCAUUUUAACACA
Messenger RNA from Camellia sinensis, 2236 nucleotides. Lineage: Eukaryota; Viridiplantae; Streptophyta; Magnoliopsida; Ericales; Theaceae. The record is from RefSeq and is a predicted model, not a curated record.